Molecule: messenger RNA, 1218 nt
Organism: Drosophila sulfurigaster albostrigata
Lineage: Eukaryota; Metazoa; Arthropoda; Insecta; Diptera; Drosophilidae
Exons: 4
Coding region: 96-1133 (345 amino acids)
Biological process (GO): transmembrane transport
Cellular component (GO): membrane
Molecular function (GO): transmembrane transporter activity
Source: RefSeq, a predicted model, not a curated record
GUCAGUAUGAAUUUGGAUCUUAUCGCGAUGUGUUGAUUAACUUGCAGAAUUCGUUGCAAACAAUAGUGUAGUUAACAAAGUGAACUUGUGACAAAAUGGCAGAGCCAAAUAAAUUUGGAGAUGUGGCUUCUCCGCAGCAAGAGGAGCAAAAAUUGAGCUAUCUGCAAAAAUUAUGGCGAUUUCGCCAUUAUCUAGUUGUUGAGCCGAUUUUAGUUUUAUAUCUGUCAGUAGCCUAUUGGAAUUCAAUUGCAAUGAGGAACUUUCCGUUGGAGAAAGCGUGUCGCGUGAAUCUACACUUUAACGUUCCAACCUGCAUCGCGAUACUCGACAAAGGCAACUACGGUAUUGACUGCGACCCCUUUGAGGCACUACUUCAAAAUGUAACUAUUCAAGGGCCAACGCCUGAGGAGUUACUUGUGGAUGUCGCUUCGCCGCUUUUCAAUUUCACCGUUUGCAAAGCGGAAACUCAGGCACAAAAACUUGACGCUGAUGUUAACGGAAUACGUUCACCAAUUGGUGCUAUAUUUCCGUUGAUUAUAUUGAUAUUUGCUGGCGGAUGGGCGGACAAAUUCAAUAAACGUAAACCAGGAAUGAUAAUUCCAAUUGUGGGUGAAGUUCUUCAGAAUAUUUGUCAGCUCAUAUCGGCGAUAUAUUUUGAUAGCAUUCCCUUUGAGUUUGGAAGCUAUGCAGAGGUUAUUGUUCCGUCACUUUUCGGCAAUACCACCUUAUUUGUGAUGUCAGCGUAUAGUUAUAUGACCAUAUCAACUCCAGAGGAAGAUCGAGUCUUUCGCUUUGGCAUCUUUUCUAUGGUUGUAACAGGAUUGUCAUUUGUAGGUCUCCUGAGUGGAUCGCUUUUGACAUUAAUAGGCUAUAGAAAUUGCUUUAUAUUAAGUUUGGUCUCUCAAAUUCUUGCCAUACUCUACAUUGUCUUCUUUAUAAAGGAGCCUAAGCCACUGACCAAGGCGAAAGUAGAGCCAACUGCGACAGCUCCUCAUACACAAAAUCAGGCAGUUGACAAUUUGGCCUAUGAGACAACUAACUUGGAUGAGGUGCCCGUGAAUAAAAGCUUUCAGUUGAAUCCACAAUUGGCGCCACCAAGAGUCGAACGUCCCCCCAGUGCCCAAAAGACGUAAUCUGUGCAAAGAACUCUUUGAUGCCACGCUACUGAAACAACUCAUCUAUUUCCCCUUUGCGAAACGAGAGAACAACGAUAGAUUU